Molecule: messenger RNA, 3026 nt
Organism: Populus nigra (black poplar)
Lineage: Eukaryota; Viridiplantae; Streptophyta; Magnoliopsida; Malpighiales; Salicaceae
Exons: 11
Coding region: 1226-2707 (493 amino acids)
Molecular function (GO): inositol phosphate phosphatase activity; acid phosphatase activity
Source: RefSeq, a predicted model, not a curated record
GGUCCCGUAUACCUGGACCAUGAUAUGAUUCUCCAGUAUUCUCGAUUUGUCUCUUCAGCCGCUGAAAAGGAUGGAAAGCCUAGCCGCUGUUGUUUGGGCGGUGGUCUUUUUCGCUGCACGACAACUGGCCCUUCAAUUCGCCGAUAAGUUCUCAUCAAUACGGACAGGAUCUUCUAUCACUGUCAAUUAGGGGGUGAGGUUGUGUUAUAUUAAUCAUCUAAAAUCAACCGUUGAUCUUCUUUCGCGCUGUCAAUUAGCGGGUAAGGUUGCUUUCUGUUAAUCAACCGUCCCCACGGGAUAGAGAAGAGGUUAACCGUGUCCGAUUAAGCCCCAAAUUUUAGAGUGCUUGUCAUUUGGCAAAUACAUUAAUUGGAUUGGACCGUCAAGAAAGUUGAUAGCCAGAGACACAAAGAACACUCUCUCUCUCAAAAAUGCCCAUACUAAUUACUUUCCAGUAGGAAGAGUCGAGGCAUAAUGGAAACCGAAUUUCCAUUCAUACUAAUGAGUUAGAGAUCGAUAUUUCUGUGUUUCAUGUGAAUUGUUUGGGCCUGCGGAGUUUAUCUUCCGAUAUCCAAUGAUGAAGCGAGAAUACAUGAAGCCCAGUGAUCGGACUCAAUCCGAGGACUUGGGCCUAAACUAAACUUUGACGGGCUGAGAUAUAGUUUGCAUUGAUGAUGUUUGCGUGGAAAACAAGUCUAGACCAGUCAUAGCUGCGAACUGACUUUGAUUGAUUAGGGUUCGGGGAUUCUAGAAGUUAAUUUCUUAAUUUUGACUAGGCUACCAUAUAGAUAAAUAUUUUACAAGAAGAACACAACAUUUUAAUUCAAUUUUUUCGUUAUAUUAAUUAUAAACAAACAUGUCUGGAUAACUUGUCGAAUCAAUUUUAUUGAGCAACUGUUAACUCGGUGAUGGCAUGGAUGGACCACGUUCGUGACAUUAUAGCAUAGAAGGAUCUAAUCAAUAUUAAAAAGAGUUGAACGGUAAGAGAAAAACCGCGUGUUACCCUUCUACUGGGUCAGCUACAUCACGUCAAAAAGUCAAAGAAAAUGUAAAUAAUCUGAAACGAUCAAGCGACUUAUUCCAGUACGCGCCAGAGCUCUUUCUUUCUCGCCCUGGAAACCGGAGACAUCCGCUUCGUGUUUCCGUACAGAGAAUUUCCAUUCAUACAUUCUCCCUUUGCCACUCUAGAAACAGAAAGAGAAGAGAAAAACAAUAGAAGCAAGCAAUGUUUGCUAUUUUGAAGCUUCUGUUGUUAUCGAUAUCGUCGCAAUUAAAUGCUGAUCAAGGUUUCGAUGUCCGUCGCCACCUCUGCACUGUAACGAGGUACAAUGUAGCGAAGGAUAUGGCUAACACUUCAGCUGUAGCUGCCAAUAAUAUUCCUAAUGGAUGCACUCCUAUCCACGUAAACCUUGUGGCAAGACAUGGAACUCGUUCUCCUAACAAAAAACGGAUGAGAGAGUUAGACAAGUUGGCUUCUCACUUGGGGGAACUUAUAAGAGAAGCUGAAGAACAAAAUUUGUCUUUGGAGAAAGUUCCUUUGUGGUUGCGGGGAUGGAAAUCUCCUUGGAGAGGGAAAUUGAAAGGUGGAGAAUUGAUCAGGAAAGGAGAAGAAGAAUUGUACAAUCUUGGAAUCAGGAUUAGAGAGAGAUUUUCAGAAUUAUUUGAUGAGGAAUACCACCCAGAUGUUUAUCCUAUAAAGGCUACACAGGUUCCUCGUGCAUCAGCUAGUGCUGUGGCAUUUGGCAUGGGGCUUUUAAGUGAGAAGGGAGGUCUAGGACCUGCACAACAUCGAGCUUUUGCUGUUACAAGUGAAAUCCCUGCUAGCGACAUUAUACUGAGGUUUCAUGAUUGUUGCGGAAACUAUAAGGAUUUUAAGAAGAGGCAGGAGCCUGCUGUUGAUAAGCUAAAGGAACCUGUACUGGAUGAAAUCACGUCUGCAUUAGUGAGCCGCUAUGGGCUCAAAUUCACUAGACAGGAUACUGCUACAUUGUGGUCUCUGUGUAAACAGGAAGCAUCUGUCCUGGAUAUAACUGAUCGAGCUUGUGGUCUUUUCAGCCCUUCCGAGGUUGCUUUGCUGGAGUGGGCAGAUGAUUUGGAGCUGUUUAUAUUGAAGGGUUAUGGUAAUUCAAUAAAUUAUCGAAUGGGAGUGCCAUUGCUUGAAGAUGUUGUCCAGUCCAUGGAGCAAGCCAUUAAAGCAAAUGAAGAAAAGCAUCCUCCUGGAAGUUAUGAGAAGGCAAGGCUACGGUUUGCACAUGCAGAGACCGUGGUCCCAUUUACAUGCCUCCUUGGACUUUUUCUUGAAGGAUCUGAGUUCCAGAAAAUACAAAGGGAAGAACCUUUGGAGCUCCCUCCAAAACCUCCUCAGAGUAGAAAUUGGCGGGGCAGCAUUGUGGCACCUUUUGCUGGUAACAACAUGCUGGUCCUGCACAGCUGCCCGGCAAACUCUGCAAGCAAGUACUUUGUCCAAGUACUCCACAAUGAAAAACCGAUUCCAAUGACGGGUUGUAAUGGUUCCGAUUUUUGCCCUUUUGAAGAGUUUAAGGAAAAAAUAGUGGCUCCUCAUCUGAAGCAUGACUAUGAUAGUGUGUGCACUGCAAAGCUGGAAGAACCAGAGCAGAAACCUGGAAGCAGUAAGUUAUCACAACUGUUUCGUUGUCUAUUAUCUCUACAGAAUGAUGAUACACAGUCCACCAAGGAUGGAUUAUAGUUUGUUAUUGAAAAGAAAGAGAAUAUUUCUUGCAUGCUACUUUUUCCUUCUUGUCGCUCCUCUCUGUAUGUUGAUUUUCAGCCAAGGCCAGCUCUUCCUUUUAGCAGAGUUCAAUUUGGUUUAAUGUCACUGUCUCCCGGCACUGAACUUACUGGCUCGAUUCUGAAUUCUAACCCAGUAGUUUUUCUGACAGAUCUGACGCUGCUUCUAACAGCUCUACAUUUUUGUAUACCUGACUGGUUAAUGAUCUUGUAAUUUUCACAUAAAUCACCUGAUGGAUUUUGCCUUUAGUUUAAAUACCAUCCCCUUUCUGCCAUAA